CAAUCGCACAAUGACAUGGAGGAGGAUUACAGAGGAUGCGUGUCUACCACUUGCUGUACAUGAAAUUUAAAAAUGGGAUUCAGUCAGUUAUCUUAACAUUUUGAUUUAUUCGUUUUGUCCAUCGCUUGAGAAUAUCAUCCAAAGUCAGCCAAAAAUUCCCCCGGACAACGUGCCCAUCAUCAUUUGUACACCGGGCGAUUUAAUCAUGGAUUUCGUUCUCGGCGGCGUGGCUGCGUGCGGUGCUUGCUUAUUCACAAACCCGUUGGAGGUUGUGAAAACUCGGAUGCAAUUGCAAGGAGAGCUGAAGAGCCGAGGAACCUAUCAAGUUUAUUAUAGGAAUGUAUUUCACGCGUUUUACACGAUAGGUAAAAUUGAUGGACUGACUGGUCUACAGAAAGGUUUGGUACCCGGGCUGGUGUAUCAGUUGUGCAUGAAUGGGGUCCGGCUGGGCUCUUUCGCCAUCAUCGAGUCCUUGGGAUACAUUCACACGGACGGAAGGGUCUCCGCUGCGAAGAGCACUCUGGCCGGGGCCGUUGCCGGUGUCGUGGGUGCUGUCAUGGGAAGCCCGAUUUACCUGGUAAAGACACAUUUACAGAGUCAAUCCACUUCCUCAAUUGCAGUGGGACACCAGUAUAAGCAUCGGGGAAUGAUGCAUGCACUGUUGGCCAUCCACAGACAGCAUGGCAUUCUGGGUUUGUGGAGAGGGGCAAGUGCAGCAGUCCCAAGAGUCAGCGUGGGGUCAGCUGCUCAACUGUCCACUUUCUCUUCCUCUAAAGAGCUGAUCACUGACACACAGAUAUUCUCUAAGGGCAGUUGGUUAAUAGCUCUGAGUGCUGGUAUGAUCAGUAGUGUAGUGGUUGUAUUAGCUAUGACGCCGUUUGAUGUGGUCAGCACACGCCUCUACAACCAGCCUGUAGACCAUCUUGGCAAGGGUGUAUUAUACAGAGGUUUUGCGGAUUGUUUCUCUAAGACACUGAAGAAGGAAGGUAUGACUGGUCUAUAUAAAGGUCUCGGAGCUUCAUACUUCCGGCUUGGUCCUCAUACCAUCCUUUCCCUGCUCUUCUGGAACGAGCUGCGCACUUUAUACCACAAUUACAGCUAGCGUCUCACGACAGCCUGAUGUGGGCAUGCCAGUCAGCAAAGCAUUAUCUCUAUAAUGUAUCCCUGAUUUGCUGGUUAAAGUCAUUUUUAAGUGCACCUAUUAUGUUUUAAAGGUCUCAUACAAUAGAUUUACACGCAUCCAAGGUCAAAAUACACUUUAAUUUGCUCAUAAUUUAAAUUGCAGCAUUACCUUUUUUUCCCAGUGUCAAAAACGACUCGUUCAAUGAUCCGUUCUAAAGGAUUCAUUCUAAACUCCUCCUUUCAGAGAGCCUACUCUGCUCUGAUUGGUCAAAUGUCCCAGUCUGUUGUGAUUGGUCUAAUGCUUACAGCGCGUGUCGGAAAGGAAACGCCCACUACCAUAUCCGAGUUUCAGCUCCGUCUGAAAAAAAUGUCUGUUUUACCUUACUAAUUUGAGCCCGAGUCCGAUAACCCGAACCACCAUUGUAAGCACGACGAGAACAGGACGUUUCUUUGUGGUAAGUUUAUGUGUAGUUUGACAAUAACGUGAGUUAGCCGGUUAGCAGAGGCUAACAGCUAACAGGCUAACAGCCUGCACUGGCUGUACAUGUAAACAGACCAGAGGUGGGUUUUUUGUUACCAAAUUACGUUGGUUAGUACAGAAAGUAAUUCUGGAAUUACUAACGACUCGUUUCAGGUGUUCAGAAUCGUGUCAGUAACUCCAUAUUUCGUGCACUUUGAUUUUUGAAACUUUGCAGACUUUUUUACAUUCACAAACAGCUAUAUAACACACUACAUGAAAGGUAAUAUAUGAAAAACCAUAAUAGGUGCUCUUUAAGAUUGUUCUUUAAGGUUAGAGCCUUAUCCAAUAUUUUAGAUAUUAAUGUUUAAUAUUUUAUUAAGCUCUAGACAAACUUUUUUAAAAGGUGGAAUAUCUUAUCUGAUCAGCUAGAACUUGAAAGACACCCAAAAAGAACAAGGUUUUACAGACAGCCUUAAGAGGAGAUUGAUAACUAAUACUGUAAGAACUUGGUUUAGACAUUUCCUGAAGGACAUGCAAGUGCUUACUAGGCAGGAAAAGAAUAGGGUAAACGUUUUAAGUAGGUGCACCCAUAAUCUUUUUUUUUUUAUUUAUUUUUUUUUUUUUUGGCUGAUACUGAUUUUAACAAACAUUUUACCUUAUUUUCAUGCUUAUCACUGCCGAUGGUUUUAAUUUGGUCAAUAACUCGUUAAAAGAUUAGUUCACCCAAAAAUGAUAAUUCUUUCAUGAUUUACUCACCUUUAAGCCAUCCCAGAUGUUUCU
Myxocyprinus asiaticus (Chinese sucker) is the source of this 2362-nucleotide messenger RNA. RefSeq names its product solute carrier family 25 member 35. The coding region runs from base 206 to 1102 and encodes 298 amino acids. Lineage: Eukaryota; Metazoa; Chordata; Actinopteri; Cypriniformes; Catostomidae. The transcript is spliced from 5 exons. The record is from RefSeq and is a predicted model, not a curated record.